This is a messenger RNA of Homo sapiens (human), 4381 nucleotides long. RefSeq names its product tumor protein p53 inducible protein 13 (gene TP53I13). The record is from RefSeq and is a predicted model, not a curated record. The transcript has 8 exons. NCBI's taxonomy places the organism in Eukaryota, Metazoa, Chordata, Mammalia, Primates, Hominidae. The coding region runs from base 838 to 2145 and encodes 435 amino acids. Gene Ontology annotation, cellular component: cytoplasm; plasma membrane.
AAGUCGCAGCUCCGGGCGCCGGCUCCCGGGACCCCGUGGGGCGGCGGCCGCGCGCGCGCUCUGCCCUCGGGCGGCCCUGCUCUCCCCCGCCCGGCCCCGCAACCCCGCAAUAACUUGGCUGGGCGGGGUCCGGCACUGGGCUAGAGAGGUCGAGCGCGGCGUCUUGAGCCGCUGGCGGGAGGCUGCUGCUUCCCCGCCUGCAUCAGUGCGGGUCCCGUGGACUCCUCGCCCCCGUCCCCGCGAGCUCGGGGCUCCACAUCAAGGAAAUCCUCAGCCCGGGAGUGGCUUCCCCAGAAACAGCAGCCCCAAGCCUCCGAGAGUCAGUCGGAGAAAAGGACACACUCAGGCGCCCUGCGACAGGGAUGCCCGUCCGACCUACAAGGAACGCCUCGUAAACCGGGGUGCAUGGGAGACCACGGAAAUAACACGUUCUCGCUGUUUCCAAGCUUUGGGAUAGGCAUCUCGACCCUCGCUCUCUACCCACGUUUCCCCCCCAAAUCCUGGAGAGGGAACCAGAACCAGCGCCCCGCUGCGGGGCGGGCCGGCCAGCGCACCUCCUGGGGGUCACACCGACAAAUCUGAAGCGGGUUUGCCAGGGGAGUGUACCCGUCUCCCCAGCCUGGGCCACCCGGUCCACAGGGAUUCCAUUUCCGGCCUUACACUCCGCUCCACGAUCUCAUCCAGGCGCUGCAGCUGUGCAGCUGCUCUACAGACUGCAGGGACCUGCUGAGACGAAUCCCCGGACGAGGAAAGGGGCCCCCCGCCUGCCCUACUGAGCCUUGCGCGCUGACCCGGUUCCUACACUUAACUUUUCCGGCUUCGGGUUUAAGACGCGUGAUGGCUGGACCGGCGGAGGAGGCGGGAGCCCAUUGUCCCGAGAGCCUGUGGCCUCUGCCUCCGCAGGUGUCACCAAGAGUGACCUACACACGAGUGAGCCCAGGGCAGGCUGAGGAUGUCACCUUCCUCUACCACCCCUGUGCCCAUCCCUGGCUGAAGCUCCAGCUUGCCCUCCUGGCCUAUGCUUGUAUGGCUAACCCUUCCCUCACCCCUGACUUCAGCCUCACGCAGGAUCGGCCCCUGGUGCUGACUGCAUGGGGGCUGGCGCUGGAGAUGGCCUGGGUAGAGCCAGCCUGGGCUGCCCACUGGCUGAUGAGGAGGCGGAGGAGGAAGCAGAGGAAGAAGAAGGCAUGGAUCUACUGUGAAAGCCUUUCAGGGCCUGCUCCCUCCGAGCCAACUCCCGGUAGAGGGAGGCUGUGCCGAAGAGGGUGUGUGCAGGCCCUGGCUCUGGCCUUUGCUCUGCGGAGCUGGCGGCCCCCUGGCACAGAGGUGACAUCUCAAGGGCCCAGGCAGCCCUCUUCUAGUGGUGCCAAGAGGCGGAGGCUGCGGGCUGCCCUUGGUCCCCAGCCCACUCGCUCAGCCCUGAGGUUUCCCUCUGCUUCCCCAGGGAGCUUGAAGGCCAAGCAGUCCAUGGCGGGAAUCCCUGGUAGGGAGAGUAAUGCCCCAUCUGUGCCCACUGUCUCCCUGCUGCCGGGGGCGCCUGGAGGCAAUGCCAGCUCCAGGACAGAGGCUCAGGUGCCCAACGGGCAAGGCAGCCCAGGGGGCUGUGUCUGUUCAAGUCAGGCUUCCCCGGCCCCUCGCGCAGCAGCGCCUCCACGGGCAGCCCGGGGCCCCACCCCACGCACUGAAGAGGCCGCCUGGGCUGCCAUGGCCCUGACCUUCCUGCUGGUGCUGCUCACCCUGGCCACGCUCUGCACACGGCUGCACAGAAACUUCCGACGCGGGGAGAGCAUCUACUGGGGGCCCACAGCGGACAGCCAGGACACAGUGGCUGAUGCUGUCAUCUCCAUUUCCAGGAGAGAUAACCAAGGCUCAGAGAGGUCAAGCAGCCUGCAAGUCACACAGCCAGUAAGCAGCAGAGAUGACUUCACACUUCUGUGCCUGGAACUCUCCGCUCUCGGGAUGGUCACUGCUCCUGCUGAUGCUCUCGGGGCUGCUCAUUCUCCAGCUCGUCUCUAUCCCAGUCUUGCUUGUAGGGUUCCCUGCCUCCCAUGCUGUGCUCCAGCCCGGGGGCUGCCUCCAUUCCCAUGCAGCAUUUCUACCCUCCAUGCCUCUGCCUCUCUUGCUGCACUCCCCCAUGAGGACUAGAAUCACCUGGCUAGGCUGCCUCCCCAGCUAGAUUGUGAGCUCCUUAAGGGCAGGGAUUGUGUCUCAGCUGCCUCUGUGCUCCCAGUGCCAAGAGCAGUAGCUGGCUCCGGGAAGGUGCUCAGUUAAUGUGCUGUUGAAUGGAGCCCAUAUUUGGGUGUAUUUACCAUACACAUGCACGCAUGCACACACAACCCAGGUAGAAUCAGACCAUAGAAGUAGGAGCCUUGGGGUCUGGAAGAGGUCUGGGUUUAGGAUCUGAGUCGCCCAGGCCUGGUUAUGCCCAUCUGCCCACACAGGCCCUUGGGGAGGAGAGCACCUCCUCUCUCCAGAUCCAGGCCAGCAGGCACAGCCUGGCAUGAGGACAUGGCCAUCAGAGGUGGCCACCAGGUGGCACCAGCAUCCAUCUUAUGUGCUGGGUGAGUGGCAGGGGGUGUCCCACACUGCCUCUCAGACGGAAGCAGAAACACCUCAUUCAACCAGCCUCAGCGCACGUGCCUAAUUCUGAGCACGCUAGAGGCCUAGCCAGCAGUCACAAAGUUAGUCACAUCCCUGAAGCCCACCCAUCUUUUCAGCGAAGAGCAGAGGCUUCUCUAAAGACAGUGGGGUCGGUGCCACUGGGACAGAACCCAGUGGCCCACCCUCCCAGCCGGAGGUAGCUUCUGUUUCUUUUUCUUUUUUUUUUUUUUGAGACGGAGUUUGGAGUUUUGCUCUUGUUGCUCAGGCUGGAGUGCAAUGGCGUGCUCUCGGCUCACCGCAACCUCUACCUCCUGUGUUCAAGCGAUUCUCCUGUCUCAGCCUCCCGAGUAGCUGAGAUACAGGCAUGCGCCACCACGCCUGGCUAAUUUUGUAUUUUUGGUAGAGACGGGGUUUCUCCAUGUUGGCCAGGCUAGUCUUGAACUCCCGACCUCAGGUGAUCCGCCCGCCUCGGCCUCCCAAAGUGCUGGGAUUACAGGCGUGAGCCACCGCGCCCGGCCCACAGGUAGCUUCUCACACCCAAGCCCUCCAUGUACUUGACAGUCACGGGGCUCAGGCUAUGCGGGCCACAUAUGGAGCUGACAUUUUUUACCUGCCUUGGGGCCCAGCAUUAGGGACUGAGGACUAAGCUGUGCCUCUAGUCUCUGGGGGGAGGGAGCAGGGUCCUAGGCCUCUGAAACCUGGGCUGGGAGCUCUGGGGGUCAGCCACCCACAUGGCAUCCAACAGCCUCUGGAAAGGGGCAUCAGGUGGGCACUCACCUGUCAGCCAUCUGUGGGAUGAUGUAAUGCCCAUUCUUGUGAUCUGAACAAAAAUAAAAAUGCCAAGUCACUCACUAGUGCUGGGUGGCCUCAGCAGCUGGGAGCCCACCUCACUGCCAUGAGCAGGGCUGGCACCCAGAAGUGUCAGGGGAAAGUGGGGAGGGCAGGCCACCCCCAAGAAUGCUGGGAGCUCGUGGGAGGAUGCAGGAUGCCCACCCCCACUCCCUAGCCCCAGCGAUGCUAUGGCCCAGAGCCUGCAGUAAUUUCACAGGAGCCAGUUGCCUAGCAACAUUGCUCCCCAGCCGCUCUGUCACCAUGGCACCUGCUGCCGGGUGCGUCCAGGUCCCACCUGCCCAGCCCCAGCCAGGCCUGUCACAGCCAGGCGCCCCCCAAGCUCUGCUCACCCGGCUUGCGUCCACAGAGGUAGAAGGCCAGCCGGUCAGUGAGCUCAUAUUGGCACUCAACCAGCCUUUCCGCCAGCUCAUGGUGCCCCGCCUGCCUGUGAGGAGGGGGUAUGGCUCAGACCUGCAGCAGCAGCCCUCACCCACACCCCCACCCACCCACACUGCACCCUUCAGCCGACCCUCACCUGGCAUAGUCAAUGGGUGUGCGGCCAUUAACAUCAGGGGAGCCAGGGUCAGCCCCAUACACUACAAGCAGCUCGGCCUGCAGUGUCUGUCCUGCCUUGGCAGCCACGUGCAGAGGUGUGGUGCCCUUCUCUGGGUGGAAGAAGUUGGCCUGGGCACCCAGGGAGAGCAGGCGCAGACAUGUCUCCAGGUUGCCUGUCCGCACGCUCGAGUGUAGUUGCUAAGAGGAGCAGAGUGUGCAGUGAAUACGCAUGUGCGUGAGGCGCACCUCCCCACCCACAAGCUGCACCCUGGCUGCCCCUGGGACACCUAGCAGCUCCAAGGAGGCCUGCCCAAACCAGACUAUGUCGGGAGGACAGAGGCUUCCCGCUAGGGGUUAAUGCCAAUUAAUAAACGCUGCCGUCAGUCACCAUCUA